Molecule: messenger RNA, 2004 nt
Organism: Dipodomys spectabilis (banner-tailed kangaroo rat)
Lineage: Eukaryota; Metazoa; Chordata; Mammalia; Rodentia; Heteromyidae
Gene: Frs3
Product: fibroblast growth factor receptor substrate 3
Exons: 7
Coding region: 254-1702 (482 amino acids)
Biological process (GO): cell surface receptor protein tyrosine kinase signaling pathway
Cellular component (GO): cytoplasm
Source: RefSeq, a predicted model, not a curated record
AACAACUCCGGCGCCGCAGCUCCGACCGAUCACCGCGCGGGGUGGGUGCGGGAGCCCUUCGGAGCGCUUCCGGCCAGGGACGCGCGGUGAGCCCCAGGUGCCACCCCGAGGGAUCCAGGUGACAUCUCUGCAGACGGUUGGCCAUGACACCCCAGCAAGGGCAGAGGGACUGAAGUGGGAACCCUUUCCCAUGUCCCUCCUAUGGGCAGCUCCCCGAUGGCCUGGGUGAGGGCCGCCUGGCUGCUCUGACGCCAUGGGGAGCUGCUGUAGCUGCCUGAAUAGAGACGGCCUCUCAGACAACCAUCCCACCAAGUUCAAGGUGACGAAUGUGGAUGAUGAGGGCAUGGAGCUGGGCUCAGGCGUGAUGGAGCUGACACAGAGCGAGCUGGUGUUGCACCUGCUUCAGCGGGAUGACAUCCACUGGCCCUACCUCUGCCUGAGGCGCUAUGGCUACGACUCCAACCUCUUCUCCUUUGAGAGUGGCCGCCGCUGUCAGACGGGCCAAGGGAUCUUCGCGUUCAAGUGCUCCCGGGCGGAGGAGAUCUUCAACCUGCUGCAGGACCUGAUGCAGAGCAACAGCAUCAACGUGAUGGAGGAGCCUGUCAUCAUCACGCGCAACAGCCACCCGGCGGGCUUUGACUUCCCGCGCACCCCCCAGCAGCCCACUGCUCUAGGCUACUCGGUCUCCAGCUUCUCCAAUGGCUUCCCGGGCUGCGCCGGCGACGGCCCGCGGUUCGCGGCCGCCCGCCACCCCUCGCUGGGGGAAGAGUCCACACACGCCCUCAUCGGCCCCGACGAGCAGUCCCACACGUACGUGAACACGCCGGCCGGGGAGGAGGCUGCCGCGCGCCGCAGCCGCUGCCUGCAGCCCCUGCCCGAGGCCCGCGCGCCCUGCCUCCCGCAGCCCCCCGGCCCCGCCCCGCGGGACGCCCGCGUCUUCCUGCAGCCGGGCCGGGUGAAGUUCGUGCUGGGCCCCAGCCUGGCCGGGCAGCCGGCGAAGUGCCAGGGCCUGUGCCCGGGCCCGCAGGACCCGGCCCACCCCCACCACAACAACAACGACGAGGGCGCGGCCGAGUGCCCGGCGCGGCCGCCCUGCGCCUACGAGAACGUGGGCGGCGCGGGCGUGGGCGCGGGCGCGGGCGCGGCGCCGCGGCGCGGGCCCGGCGCGGGCCUGGCGGGCCUGGCCGGCCUGGCGCCCCGCCGCCCGCUGCACUACGAGAACCUGCCGCCGCUGCCGCCGCUGUGGGAGGGCCCGGCCCGGCCCGACGACGCGGACUCCCGGGACGGCCUCACGCCCUCCUCCAACGGCUGCCCCGACGGCGAGGGCGGCGACGAGGACCAGACGCCCCUGCAGAAGCCCAGCAGCUCGCGGGCCGCCCGCAGCCUGGGCUUCCCCGCGCCGCGGGCCCGCCGCCGCGGCUCCCCCAGCGUCUUCAACUUCGACUUCCGACGGCCGGGCCCCGAGCCCCCGCGGCAGCUCAACUACAUCCAGGUGGAGCUCAAGGGCUGGGGCGAGGAGCGCCCGGCCACCCCCGGGGCCCCGGCCCCCGCGCCCGCCCCGCACCCGGCCCGCAGCUCCGACUCCUACGCCGUGAUCGACCUCAAGAAGACCGUGGCCAUGUCCAACCUGCAGCGGGCGCUGCCCCGCGACGACGGCACGGCCCGCAAGACCCGCCACAACAGCACCGACCUGCCUCUGUGAGCCGCCCCGGCCUCCGCGCCGGCCUCCCCGCGCCGGCCUCCCGGGCUGCACCGCGGCCUCCCCCCAGCCCCCCAACCCCCGCCCGGAGGCCGCACCAGAUGCUUCCCUAUGCUGCUGGAAUCCCCAAAGAUGUCGGCCACCCAGUGCCCGGCCCCGGGCUGGGCGAGGAGGGGCCGGGGAGCCCCCCCCAGGAAACUGUGAAGGCCUCGGGGUGCAGUGCGCACCCUUCCCCGACGCCCCUCUGUCUUGUCUGUUGGCUGUCCGUGUGUUUUUGUUUUGUUGAGGGUUGGGUUGUUGUUGUU